Anopheles stephensi (Asian malaria mosquito) is the source of this 2539-nucleotide messenger RNA. RefSeq names its product dihydrolipoyllysine-residue succinyltransferase component of 2-oxoglutarate dehydrogenase complex, mitochondrial. Bases 200 to 1681 code for a protein of 493 amino acids. The record is from RefSeq and is a predicted model, not a curated record. Gene Ontology annotation, biological process: tricarboxylic acid cycle. Gene Ontology annotation, molecular function: dihydrolipoyllysine-residue succinyltransferase activity. Gene Ontology annotation, cellular component: oxoglutarate dehydrogenase complex. The transcript has 7 exons. Lineage: Eukaryota; Metazoa; Arthropoda; Insecta; Diptera; Culicidae.
GCUGGACCGUCAGCUUCCCGUUUCCCGUACGAUUCGCGAAAAUCGGUCGCCGUUCCCGCAACAAUUCGCGUAAUUUGUCCGUGUGAAUUCCGUCGCUGACGACACGAGCAUUCGAAGGGGGUUUAGCGUAAAGGGUCAGCCCAUCGAAGGAACGUCCUUCGGGAACACAACGUGCAAUCCGCAAGCACCCGAGUGAGUGAUGGCCGGAAUACUUUCGAUAUCGUCGCGAAAUCUGCCCCGUGCAGCGCUCCGGCUCGGUCUGCGCUCGCUAGAAGGACAAACAGGACCUCAGCAGGGCACUGCGACCGGUUCCCGAUCCUACCACCAGGGGCGUAGAUUGUUGCCGAGCAUCGUCCGGUCAGCAGUCACCGACAGUGUCCGUCGCAGCGAAUCCGUGCGAAGCUCUAUCAAGGCGCAGGGAUGGGCAGCGAACGAGCGCACCAUCUUCACCUCGGCCCGCCUGCUCUCGUCGGAGAUCGUUAAGGUACCCCCGUUUGCGGAUUCCGUGUCGGAGGGUGAUGUGAAGUUCGAGAAGAAGGUCGGCGAUGCGGUAGCCGCCGACGAGGUGGUCAUGGAGAUUGAAACCGACAAGACCACCGUCGGUGUACCGGCGCCCGGACAUGGUAUUAUCGAAGAGAUCUACGUUGCAGACGGCGACACGGUGAAGGCCGGUCAACAACUGUUCAAGCUGAAGAUUACCGGCGAAGCGCCAAAGGCUAGCGCACCCAAACAAGCCGAUGCUGCACCGGCAGCAGCCGCUCCACCACCACCGCCGCCGCCACCGCCACCACCGGUAGCAGCUGCUGCACCACCUCCACCACCACCGCCCCCGGCAGCCGGAGCGCCUCCGCCACCAGCGCCCCCGAAACCGGCGGCCCCGAUUAGCCGUAUGCCCGUCGCUGCCAUCCGCCAUGCGCAGGCCAUCGAGGCGGCCACCGUCAAGGUACCGCCAGCUGACUACAGCAAAGAGAUUACCGGGACGCGCACGGAGCAGCGCGUGAAGAUGACCCGCAUGCGUUUGAAAAUUGCGUCGCGUCUAAAGGAGGCACAAAACACGAACGCAAUGCUGACGACGUUCAACGAAAUCGACAUGAGUUUCAUCAUGGAUUUCCGCAAGCAACAUUUGGAAGCGUUCCAAAAGAAGUACGGCAUGAAGCUGGGCUUCAUGUCGGCCUUCUGCAAAGCGGCUGCCUAUGCUCUGCAGGACCAACCGGUCGUGAAUGCUGUCAUUGAAGAGAACGAAAUUAUCUAUCGCGAUUAUGUAGACAUUUCGGUAGCGGUAGCGUCGCCCAAGGGUUUGGUCGUACCGGUGCUACGAAAUGUAGAAGGCAUGAAUUAUGCUGACAUUGAGCUGGCCAUCGCAGGGCUGGCCGAUAAGGCGAAGAAGGGAACGCUCGCGGUGGAGGAUAUGGAUGGUGGUACCUUUACCAUUUCGAACGGUGGCGUGUUUGGAUCGCUGUUGGGAACGCCCAUCAUCAAUCCUCCGCAGAGCGCCAUUCUCGGUAUGCAUGGCAUCUUCGAGCGACCGAUCGCUGUAAAGGGACAGGUGGUUAUCCGACCCAUGAUGUACGUCGCCCUGACCUACGACCAUCGGUUGAUUGAUGGCCGCGAGGCUGUCACUUUCCUGCGCAAGGUGAAGGCCGCCGUCGAGGAUCCUCGCAUCGUGCUGGCCGGUCUGUAAGCGAAUCGAUACAUCCUGUCAACUGCCGCCUGUCUGCGUUCACGAAGAAGAAGGAUCUCUCAUCAUGAAUCAUAAAUCUGGCAGAAACCACAUUUGUGUGACCGAUCGAUAGAACAUUUAGCAGGACAACGCUUUUAUACAGCACCAACCUAUUGAACAGUACCGUGUUAGAGAUUGCACAACCGUUGCCUAAUUACUUGUUUCUUAUGAAUCUUUACCCUUUACUGCAGUUCUCAACCCGAAACCUCUCAAAGAGAGGUGGUGCGGUGUACGAUUAAGUACGGACGAAGUUCAAGCUACUGUAGUGGUUAGCAAGAAUGUUUGAAUUGCGACACGGUCAAACAUUAAUGCUAGUUUGCGAGAAUGUUGGGGUGACGAUUAGGAUGAUUAUACUAAUUUUUGCCAUGAAAACCAUGUCCGGAAAUCCGUCGUUUGCCAAGCCAUGACGGAUCGGAAGUAACCACCGGACGCUAAUGUGGUGACGUGCGAAGAUGGUUCUGCUAGUGCAUGGGAUGGAGUUUGUUCGGCAAUCGUAACGUAGCAGUUGUAGAAGCAGUAAAUCCACUAAGCGAUAUAUAACAAGCACAUCAUCAUCAUCAUCGGCAGGUGAUUCGAAUCGUGUAUUAUGGUGCUCUAUUGAAGAACGACGAUAUAUCGGUACAUUGACGCUUACAAUGCACGCGUGAACAACGGACGGAAGGAAUGGGUGAUAGAACGUUGUGCUUAACAUCUUCUUAUUUUGAUAACAUUUCGAGACAACCUUUGCAAAACAAAAAACGAAGCGAGCAAGAAACCGCAGUUUAGGUAGAGAAGUAUUUAUUUGAGUAAAUGAAAAUAAAACCCAGUAUGAAACAUAUG